UUUAGUCUAGUAGCGAGUCAUUUAGUAGCUAAUCGUGUCUGAACACCAAAAAUUUAGUCGAGUAGGUUAGUAAAUUAUUUAGUCGAGUCGAUCCAUUUUAUUCUAUUUUUAUCGGGCGAGUAGCACCUCCCACCACGCGUCCGUGCUCACUGGUUCGCCGGCUAAACAAGUCCGAACCUGUCGAUUUAGUCGAGCUCUUUAGUUGCCGAAAAAAUGUCGUUUCGCUGGAGCGAAGAUACAACUUUAAAAUUUGUUUCUCUCUAUAUCCAACAUGAAUGCUUGUGGAAUUUUAAGUCCCCGCAAUAUAAAAAUAAACACAUUAAACAAUCCGCAUACUUGGAUUUGGAAAACAAAAUGAAUGUACCCGGAUUUGGUGAAAAGGAAAUUAAAUUGAAAAUUAAAAACAUCAGAUCGACCUACUCCCAGGAGUUGAAAAAAAUAAAGGACUCCAAAAAAUCAGGCGCUGGGACUGACACGGUUUAUAUUCCUUCUGUAAAAUGGUUCAGUUUAUUGGAUGCAUCCCUGAGAAACUUAACCUCAACACUGACACACAGUGAAAGUAAUCUGGCUUCCGAUAGUUUACACACUGAUGAGACUACAGAUACUGAGCAAAAUAGUACUGUAGUGGAUACUUUUCGUGAACCUACACCUCCUCCUCCACCUCCUCUUCCACCUCCUCCUCCACCUCAAACAAAAAAAAGGAAAAUCGCCCAGCUCUCGAGCAUGGUUAGACAAUUAAAAGAGAUAGCUGAUACUAGUAACUCUACAGUCGAAGAAAAUGAGUUUGAGGUCUUCGGAAAACACGUUGGUCUUCAACUGAAGUCUUUGCCCCUACUAUUGGCAUUAGAAGCACAAGAGCACAUUCAAAUUUACAUAAAUAGAAUUCGACGUCAGCACCUUCAAACCGCAUCUGAACAAAACGGAAUCACGACGCCACAGUCAUAUGCUACAGAAUCACCAUAUAGCGAUUCUUCAACAUAUUAUAAUGACACCAGUAAUUAUAAUUUGGAAGAGCAAGCAACUGAAUGUUUUUCCUCGUCCAUUUUACCUACAGAUAAUUCUGAACAUGUCUCGGAUUAUCAGCUUUCCUCAAAUAUGUUUCCAUCUGGCCAUGUUAACCAGAAUGAAACGCAGAGCGUUACAAUUAUAUCAAAUGACUUAAUUUUAACAGCAAUGCAGAACGCUAAUGUUAAUAAAUAAACGUUUCAUAAUAAAUCUGUUACUGUUAUUUAAUCUUACCUUGAUAAAUU
Molecule: messenger RNA, 1250 nt
Organism: Maniola jurtina (meadow brown)
Lineage: Eukaryota; Metazoa; Arthropoda; Insecta; Lepidoptera; Nymphalidae
Exons: 3
Coding region: 214-1200 (328 amino acids)
Source: RefSeq, a predicted model, not a curated record